AUGCGUAGCGUAUUCCCGGUACCGUUGAUAGACCUUCUCCUUGUCAACCGCCAGGUACACGACGAAGUGAAAGACUUACUGUAUAGCACCGUUCCAUUCACGGUCGAUGUCCGGAAAGAUGGGACCUUCAUGUGCGGCAGACGUCUUCUCGAACCAAGAAGGGCAGACGGGUCAUCUCACUAUGUAGUUGGAGAUGUGGACAAAAUAAAAGAAAGAUUCUUGAGGACGUUUGACUGGGCUGCGGUCAAAAACUACAACGUCGAUAUCCUGGUGGAGAAUUGGAAGGACGAUACCAAUCGCGGCUAUCACACCUUUCCGUGGGAUGAAGAGGUGGAGAUCUACGACAUCCGAGACUACAUCGGUGUGGUGAUAUCCGGCAUCCUCAGCAAAGCAUGCAACCUCUGCAGGCUCAACGUGCGGCUGGGCUUUUCGAAAUUCAUCUGGACCGAAGAGGAACUCUAUACCAAUAUCAGAACCCUGGUAGGACCUUUCAAACGUUUGCGCAACGUCAGACAGCCACGUUUCCUUGGCGUAUACGAAGGGACACCGCAGACCAACUUCAUGAUCAGCCUGCCAGUACCCGGUCAAGCCGCGACUUUCACGACGCCCACGAAUGGAUCGCCUCAUGGCCGACCUUCCACACCACUGUGUUCUGUUCCUCAGCUACCUAUCAGGGUACCCCUCUUCGUCUGUGCCCAGCCCGGAUUCGCCGAGUACCGCUCCAACUGGGAGCGCUGGAUUGCUUCUGCAUCCACCACUUCUCUCAUUUCUAAGCCACCGAUCCGUGCCAUGUUUACGGAACUCAAAGAGUUCUACACUCGACUGGCGGCUACGGUACCCGAUGUAACCGCACGCAACGGUCGUCACGCCUUCUUACAUCGAGCGAGGGUAGCUCGGGAACAAGAGAAUGUGGAAGCGUUUAGGCACUUAAGGAAUGAAUUGAUUGGUUACUGGGAAGCGUAUCUGGAGCAAGAGGAACGGAAGAAGGAUGACAUGAACCGAAGACUGAGCAGAAUGUUGGACGUUGAUGUUUAUCCGGCAUCUUGGGACGAGGACCAUGCUUGCAUCGUCGGCGCCAGCUCCCACGCAACCCGUUCGACAUCAGAUUCAAGCUCACAAUCGCCGAUUAUCGCUUCCGCAGAAUCAUGGCGCAACGCUGCAAAGCGCUCCCCACCAGAAAAGCUCCACUCGACGUAUCCUCCAUCAACGUCUCUAACCAUUCAGCAUCAAAGCCACUCCCAGCCUGGUAGCUCCAGGUGCAAUGCGGGCUCGAAUGCACAAGAUCCAGUCGUCAUUGACCUAGCAGACGAUGAUGACUACAUUGGCGAAAAGCAAAGAGCGGAAAACAUACGCCUUCAGACUGCAAUGCGGGAUGUAAUGCGAGUUGCCACCCAGUCCAGACAGCCACUGCAACCACAACCCACGUCACUUCACAGCCCGACUAGCUCGAUCGAUCAAUUGUCACCCAGAAACUCUCAAGCCACUCUCCAGCCCUCAAAGGACCAACAGCCUAUGGCACUGAAUCCCCAACUCCACCUCGAAGCCGCAAUGUCGCACCGCAGACAGAUUGAAAUGCAAGCACAUAGAGCCCGCGCUAUGCAGGAAGCAGCCGGCCGCCAGGCAAUGGCACAAGCCCAAGCCCUAGCUCAACGGAUGUCAGUUUCCGGGUAUCCACCCGUAACAAUGCAACCCCAGACUAUGCUGCAGAGCCAGUAUCCAGAUGUCGCUACUCAAGUUCCAGCGUCUGCGUCAUCCUCGGCAUCUUCUUCGUUCUCGUCAGGGAACGAGCUUCCACUGUCAGCGGCGAGGGAAACACCAGUGGAGGUCGCGUACAAUCAACAACAAUCACCGGAUCGCUGGAUAUGCUAUGACCAAUUUCCUAAUAAGCAGGUUAUUACAGACCAAAACAUGGAGCCGGCAGUGCAUGUAUACGAGACCUCGUCACAGAAGCGUCCUGCCCCUGACACUGAAGAGAUACAAGUACCAGACGGCAAGAGACAAAGGGUAGAUUCGGGCAUGGGCUGGGCAGACGAAGGAUACGGGACGCAGAGAGAGCUCGGCGAGGACGAAAACGAGGCUGUGGCUGUUGAUGUGCAGAUGGUGUACCAUCAGCAGGAUACUAACAGAGGGCAAUAUCGAGAAUGUGGAGCGCAGGUGAAGAGUGACUGGAAGGGGAAGGGGAAGGGGAAAGCGAGGGCGGAGGGCACGGAGAGUGUGUGCGUAGACUGA
Messenger RNA from Didymosphaeria variabile, 2229 nucleotides. RefSeq lists its product as uncharacterized. The transcript has a single exon. The record is from RefSeq and is a predicted model, not a curated record. Lineage: Eukaryota; Fungi; Ascomycota; Dothideomycetes; Pleosporales; Didymosphaeriaceae. The coding region runs from base 1 to 2229 and encodes 742 amino acids.